AGUCCAUUCGCAGCUAGCUAGUAACAAAAGCGCUUGCUUGAUUACUUGCGAUUUCAUUCUCUGUGCUCCAUCUGAGCUCACGUCGGCUGCCAUGGCGAGGAUGUCCGGCGAGAGGCUGGCACUGGCGGCGGUGCUUCUCUGCGCGGCGGCGGCCAUGGCCGCGGCGCAGGAGGCGUCGGGCGUGCGCGCCACGUACAACUUCUACCGCCCGCAGCAGAACAACUGGGACCUGAACGCCGUCAGCGCCUACUGCGCCACCUGGGACGCCGGCAAGCCGCUGUCCUGGCGCAGCAAGUACGGCUGGACCGCCUUCUGCGGGCCCGUCGGCCCCACCGGCGAGGCCGCCUGCGGCAAGUGCCUCCUGGUGACGAACACGGCGACGGGCGCGGCGAUCACGGUGAGGAUCGUGGACCAGUGCAGCAACGGCGGGCUGGACCUGGACUACGACACGGCGUUCAGCAAGAUCGACACCAACGGCCAGGGAGUACAGAACGGGCACCUCACCGUCAACUACCAGUUCGUCGAUUGCGGCGACAACUGAUAAAUAAUUGACUGGUGGUACGAAUUAUUGAGAUAAUCAAGUUAUCUUGCUGAAUAUAUCUCAAGUCAUCACGUUGAAUAGAAUCAAGUGCUCGAUGUCGUGCAUCAUACCAUGUACCGUACUUAAUUAAACCGGAAUAAAGUGGAAUAAAUUGAAUUGUA
Molecule: messenger RNA, 702 nt
Organism: Phragmites australis (common reed)
Lineage: Eukaryota; Viridiplantae; Streptophyta; Magnoliopsida; Poales; Poaceae
Product: barwin-like
Exons: 2
Coding region: 92-541 (149 amino acids)
Biological process (GO): defense response to fungus; defense response to bacterium
Molecular function (GO): RNA nuclease activity
Source: RefSeq, a predicted model, not a curated record